UAUGAAGAGGAUCGCAGUGCUACUACUUACUUUUGGCCUGGCCGUAGCCAGUUCCCUCGACUUGGACCUGGGGCUGACCGGAGGAAACAAACUGGAUGUAGUGGACUACCAACGCCUUAACAAACUGCGGCACUUGUCGGAGGAGUUUUUUACCCACUACCAGAAUGUAACUUUGGAGGACUUGCUGCCCGAAGGACGGCUGCCCACAGUCCAGGAUCUGCAGUGCUAUGCGGAAUUUGCUCAGCUAACCGCAGGACUGGCUACCGGCAGCCUUUGGGCUUUCCAAAUGAUUGACUCAUGGGGAUCAAUACCCGCUGGUAUCCUGAAGGGUCACUUCAAGGACCUGGGUCACUACGACGAGUGCAUUAGCAUCGAGCAGACCGUAGCAUCGACCAAUACUCUGCUUGGAAAAUACUGCCUGGCCAAUCUGCCCCUGCAGCAAUUGCUCGGGAACUCUGGGAUGAUGAUGUUCAAUGUCCAGACGGCCGUUUGCUUUCCCGCCUCCUGCUCAGCCGCCAACAUAGACACACUCCUGCGGAGGGUCUUUAAACAACUUAUCGGACUGGAGCUGAGUGAUAAUCAAAGUCUGGUCAGGGAAAGCUCCUGCAAAACUUCGGAGCGUGAAUCUUACGACGCCGUAACCAUUUUCACUAUCGUUCUUUUAUCUGUGUUUGGCGGUGUGGUGGUUUUGUCCACACUCUACGACUAUUUCCUGUGUGAGGAUCAAAAAAAACUGCCUGCCCUUCUAAAGGUGUUCUCCGCACGUGCCAACUCCCGAUCGCUAUUCCGCAUUACCGCCAAGCCCAAUCCGAAUGUGAUAGAGUGCCUACAUGGAAUUCGUGGAAUGUCCCUUAUUUGGGUGUGUUAUGGUCACAACUACAUUGUUGGUAUCACUUCACCCAACAUAAACCUAUAUGAUGUGUAUUCUUGGGCGAAGACACCUUUCAUGGACAUAAUUUAUGAGGGCGUUUUCGCAGUAGAUACAUUUUUCUUCAUUAGCGGGCUGCUGGUUGCUAUGGUCGCCCUGCGUUCAAUGGAAAAGGCCAAGGGAAAGCUGAAUAUUCCGCUGAUGUACCUUCAUCGUUAUCUCCGCCUAACGCCCAUCGUGGCCGUAUCUAUUUUGCUCUACCUCAAGCUACUGCCUCUUAUGGGCGAUGGUCCGCUUUUCGGCAACUGGAACUUUGAUAGCUACGACAACUGCAACGAUAACUGGUAUUGGACCCUGCUCUACAUUCAGAACUACGCUACUGAUCAGGAAUGUUUGGCUCACACGUGGUAUCUAGCCAUCGAUAUGCAAUUGUAUAUCAUUGCUCCCUUCCUAUUGAUUAUCGUGUACAAGUGGGGCAAGAAAGGUGCCGCGGUGGUUCUGCUACUUUUGCUGGGACUCGCUGCCUAUUUAUUCGGAACCAUGGUGAUCAAUGACUAUUCUUUGAUAAACGGUGGAGGGGGAGGAGGCCCAGAUGAUUAUUCAGAAGACCUGUCCCACUAUACCCACAAUAGGACUUCUGGAUGGCUGGUUGGAUUUCUGUUUGGCUACUUCUUGCACACGAUCCGUGGAAAGGCCAUCAAGCUGAGUCGCCCUGCCGUCUGGUUAGGAUGGAUCACCAGUCUGGCCCUACUUUUCACCUGCAUCUUCGCCAUGUACCCUUAUGGUCAGGCCAAGACCGCGUCCCUUCCGAUCCUUAACGAAGCCUUCUACGUAUCGCUCUCUCGAAUCGCAUGGCCCCUGGGUUUGAGUUGGGUGGUCUUUGCCUGCAUGCAAGGAUACGGCGGACUGGCCAACUCCUUCCUCUCCUCGCCGCUGUGGCAGCCUUUGUCGAAGCUCUCCUUCUGCACCUACAUGGGUCAUCUGUUGAUCCAGAACCUCAAUGGUGGGCGCACGCGAGUCAACACCUACUUCUCGAACUACGACAUUAUGUUGCGUUUCUGGCAGGACUUUGGAUUUUCGGUCUUGCUCGCCUAUGUCAUGUACAUUUUGAUCGAAGCUCCUUGCGGGGGAUUGGAGAGUCUGAUCCUGCCAAACCGUAGACCAGCUGCCCAGCCUACACUGCAGCCUGCCGAGUUCUUCCCAGAGCCGAACUCACCGCCUGUUGAUCUAGAAAAGCAAGCUCCAGAACCCUUAAGCAACAACACAUCCGCUUCAGCUCCUCCACUGCAAAGCAGGAUUGAACUUCGGAGCAACGAAGCAGAAAAAGCAACUCAUUAGUUAAAGCACCCUAAGAUAACUGAGGCGAUGUAUAUAGAAUAAUAUUUAUACUUA
This is a messenger RNA of Drosophila rhopaloa, 2260 nucleotides long. Its product is annotated as nose resistant to fluoxetine protein 6. Gene Ontology annotation, molecular function: acyltransferase activity, transferring groups other than amino-acyl groups. The record is from RefSeq and is a predicted model, not a curated record. The coding region runs from base 2 to 2206 and encodes 734 amino acids. NCBI's taxonomy places the organism in Eukaryota, Metazoa, Arthropoda, Insecta, Diptera, Drosophilidae. The transcript has 9 exons.